Messenger RNA from Eurypyga helias (sunbittern), 1981 nucleotides. RefSeq names its product dedicator of cytokinesis protein 1-like. Gene Ontology annotation, biological process: cell migration; small GTPase-mediated signal transduction. Gene Ontology annotation, molecular function: guanyl-nucleotide exchange factor activity; small GTPase binding. Gene Ontology annotation, cellular component: plasma membrane; cytoplasm. NCBI's taxonomy places the organism in Eukaryota, Metazoa, Chordata, Aves, Eurypygiformes, Eurypygidae. The record is from RefSeq and is a predicted model, not a curated record.
UUUGAAAAUGAGAUCAUCACGAAACUGGAUCAUGAAGUGGAAGGAGGCAGAGGAGAUGAACAGUACAAAGUGUUAUUUGACAAAAUUCUCUUGGAGCACUGCAGAAAACACAAAUACCUUGCUAAGAGUGGGGAAACUUUUGUGAAACUGGUGGUGCGCUUAAUGGAGAGGUUGCUGGACUACAGGACCAUAAUGCACGACGAGAACAAGGAGAACCGCAUGAGCUGUACUGUCAACGUGCUGAAUUUCUACAAGGAGAUUGAGAGAGAAGAAAUGUACAUAAGGUAUUUGUACAAACUGUGUGACCUGCACAAAGAAUGUGAUAACUACACGGAGGCUGCCUACACGUUACUUCUGCAUGCAAAGCUUCUCAAGUGGUCAGAAGAAGCAUGUGCAGCACAUCUUACCCAGCGGGACGGAUACCAGGCUGCUACUCAAGGACAGUUGAAAGAUCAACUGUAUCAAGAAAUUAUCCAUUACUUUGACAAGGGCAAGAUGUGGGAAGAGGCCAUUGCCUUGGGUAAAGAACUUGCAGAACAGUAUGAAAAUGAAAUGUUUGAUUAUGAACAACUCAGUGAACUGCUGAGAAAGCAAGCGCAGUUCUAUGAGAACAUUGUGAAAGUGAUAAGACCAAAACCAGACUACUUUGCUGUUGGAUACUACGGCCAAGGAUUUCCGACAUUCAUAAGGAACAAAGUCUUCAUUUACCGGGGAAAGGAGUAUGAACGCCGUGAAGACUUCGAAGCAAGGUUAUUGACUCAGUUUCCAAACGCGGAAAAAAUGAAGACAACGUCUCCGCCAGGCGAUGACAUUAAAAACUCUUCUGGCCAGUAUAUUCAGUGCUUUACUGUAAAACCCAAACUGGAUUUACCAUCUAAAUUUCACAGGCCAGUGUCAGAACAAAUCGUGAGUUUCUACAGGGUGAAUGAAGUCCAGCGGUUUGAGUAUUCACGCCCUGUUCGAAAAGGAGAGAAAAACCCGGACAACGAAUUUGCGAAUAUGUGGAUCGAGAGAACCAUCUAUGUGACAGCGUAUAAAUUACCAGGGAUUCUGAGGUGGUUUGAAGUCAAAUCAGUUUUCAUGGUUGAAAUCAGUCCAUUGGAAAAUGCAAUAGAAACCAUGCAGCUAACAAAUGAUAAGAUCAAUAAUAUGAAAAAGCAGCAUUUGAAUGAUCCAAAUCUGCCCAUUAACCCUCUCUCCAUGCUACUGAAUGGCAUCGUGGAUCCUGCAGUCAUGGGAGGAUUCACAAACUAUGAGAAGGCUUUUUUUACUGAAAAAUAUAUGCACGAGCAUCCAGAAGAUCAUGACAAGAUUGAAAAACUGAAGGAUCUGAUCGCUUGGCAGAUCCCGUUCCUGGCGGAAGGCAUCCGGAUUCACGGGGAGAAGGUGACGGAGGCACUGCGGCCGUUCCACGAGCGGAUGGAGGCCUGCUUCAGGCAGCUGAAAGACAAAGUGGAAAAACAGUACGGGGUCCGAGCUGUCCUUUCAACUCUGGAUGAUAGACGAGGCAGUCGGCCACGGUCUAUGGUGAGAUCCUUCACGAUGCCGUCGUCUUCAAGACCCCUCUCCGUUGCGUCGGUGUCUUCCAUCUCCUCCGACAGCACGCCUUCUCGACCUGGCUCAGAUGGGUUUGUGCUGGAGCCCCUCCUGCCAAAAAAGAUGCAUUCUAGGUCUCAAGAUAAAUUGGACAAGGAUGACCUAGAUAAAGAUAAGAAAGAAAAGAAGAAGGAGAAAAGGAACAGCAAGCAUCAAGAGAUAUUUGAUAAAGAAUUUAAAUCUACUGAUAUUUCUCUGCAGCAGUCUGAAGCAGUGAUCCUUUCAGAAACGAUCAGCCCACUCAGGCCACAGCGACCAAAAAGCCAAGUCAUAAACGUCAUUUCAAGUGAAAGACGUUUCUCCGUCUCUCCAUCGCCUCCCAGCUCCCAAGUGACGCCACCUCCGAUAACGCCACGGACAAAACUUUCUUUCACCAUACAGUCCA